UUACUAAAAGCAGACCGUCCGCCUUCCGCAAAGAAGAAUCCCUUUGCUUCUUAAAAGGAGGCUGCCACUCUGCAAAAUCACCGCAUCUUUGCUCCACGGCUGCAUCGCCCAGACCAUAAUGGCCAGCAAACAUGAAGAUGAUCCAAAUGAACCAGUAAAUGAACAAGCAGUUGCAAAUAAGUAUGCUGCCAUGAGGUCUGAACUCAAUCAAAUUUACUCGAAAAUCACUGAAUUAGAGAUGGAAGCGAGUGAGCACUCAUUGGUAAUCAAUGCUAUUGAGCCGCUUGACCCAUCGAGGCGGUGCUACCGGAUGAUUGGAGGUGUUCUGGUGGAGAGAACCAUCAAAGAAGUGUUGCCUGCCGUCCACCGGAAUAAAGAGGGGCUUGAGGAGGUUAUUGCUAGGCUCAAUGAGGCCUUGGAAAAGAAGAAAAAGGAUAUUGCUGAGUUGGAGACCAAGUACAAAAUUAGGAUCAGAAAGAACGAUGGUGAGAUGAAGGAUGAUGGUAUCGAGAAGGGAGGUUCUUCCCAGGGAGUCCUGGUUGGCCCUGCGAGUGGAAGUGAAUGACGGGUGUUGUAAUGUUUGCUCCUUAAUUUUCUCGAACUAGUUGCGUACAUUUUUUACUAAUAGCUUUCAUCUGGGUAUUGAAGACUGGGUGUAGGCUGAUGGUAGAUGCUGAAUCUGAUUUUGUAAUUUUGUGCGACGAAGGUGCAUCAUCUGGCUUGCCAUUCAUACAAAUGGUACCAUGUAAUUGUUGAGCAUGAGCAUGAGCAUGAGCAUCUUUUAUAAUUAGCUUUGUUGGUUUAU
This is a messenger RNA of Juglans microcarpa x Juglans regia, 805 nucleotides long. Its product is annotated as probable prefoldin subunit 2. The record is from RefSeq and is a predicted model, not a curated record. The coding region runs from base 119 to 565 and encodes 148 amino acids. Gene Ontology annotation, molecular function: protein folding chaperone. Gene Ontology annotation, biological process: protein folding. NCBI's taxonomy places the organism in Eukaryota, Viridiplantae, Streptophyta, Magnoliopsida, Fagales, Juglandaceae. Gene Ontology annotation, cellular component: prefoldin complex; cytoplasm. The transcript has 2 exons.